This is a messenger RNA of Juglans regia (Persian walnut), 1922 nucleotides long. Its product is annotated as heptahelical transmembrane protein 1-like. The record is from RefSeq and is a predicted model, not a curated record. Gene Ontology annotation, biological process: response to hormone. NCBI's taxonomy places the organism in Eukaryota, Viridiplantae, Streptophyta, Magnoliopsida, Fagales, Juglandaceae. Gene Ontology annotation, molecular function: signaling receptor activity. Gene Ontology annotation, cellular component: membrane. The transcript is spliced from 5 exons. Bases 410 to 1540 code for a protein of 376 amino acids.
AGAGAGAGAGAGAGAGAGAGACACACACACACAAACACACACAUAGAGCCAACAAUGCAGAAGAACAAAGCACAUGAUACGUACGGUAGUAGCAGCUCAUGUUGUGAGUUGUAACUUCUGAAAGUGACCACACGAAGACAAUAUCAUCAAUUAAUAUUAAGCAACUAACCAACUACCCACGCUAGCUAGGGCUGCUGGCGCUGUACCUUGGAGGCCAACCCAACACAGAGCCAGAGUCUUUAUGUUUGGCAGUUGGUAGUUGUGCGUUAUUUUAACUAGAGAGAGAGAGAGAGAGAGAGAGAGAGAGGGCUUGCUUUUGGAUUAUAAUCUUAAAAGGUGUUGAAAGGAUCUGCCAUGGUCCAAUUCAGUACUCGUUCUGGUGAGUAGUGCAUGUACAGGUAGGGAUCGAAUGAGUUACAGCAAAUUAAGAGCUGUCUGGAAGAAGAGAAAAGGAAAAGAGUCAAUGGAUCAAGCCCACCACCAAACAUCAUCUCUUGAUCAUCAUGACACAAAGAGGAAGAAGACGAAGGAUCAUGUACUGGACCGUACUGAAAAAUCGAAGCGGUUCACUCUGGUGUCGUUCCGGGAGUUGCCGGAUUACAUGAAGGACAAUGAAUUCAUUCUCCAUUACUAUAGAGCCAACUGGCCUCUCAAGGAAGCCCUCUUCAGCAUAUUUCGUUGGCAUAACGAAACACUCAACGUUUGGACGCAUUUAAUUGGGUUUGUUUUGUUUUUGGGAUUGACUGUGGCAAAUUUGAUGGAAGUGCCUCAGGUUGCGGAUCUUCUUGGCUUCUUCACCAGGUCUAUAAAUAGUACUGCAGAAACAAAUAUUUCUCAUGAUUAUUUCAAAGAUUUGACUGAUAGUUCAAAACACAGAGAUUUGAAGCAAGCAACAUCUCCGGGAAUGGAUAUUACCAGGCGUACUCAUGAUGAGUUAGGCACACGGUGGCCAUUCUUUGUCUUCUUGAGUGGCUCUAUGUUUUGCCUUCUCUCGAGCAGCAUCUGCCAUCUCUUUUCCUGCCAUUCUCACCACGUAAAUCUCUUACUAUUACGAGUAGACUAUGUUGGAAUCACCAUCAUGAUAAUCACCUCCUUUUUCCCUCCAAUCUACUACAUAUUUCAAUGUGACCCUCACUGGCAAUUUGUCUACCUCGGGGGCAUAACGGCAAUGGGCAUGUUCACCAUUGCCACGCUGCUUUCACCAACACUUUCUAGCGGCAAAUGCCGUGCUUUUCGAGCCUUGUUGUUCUCAUCCAUGGGGUUGUUUGGAAUCAUCCCUGCAAUCCAUGCAGUUGUUGUGAACUGGAGAAAUCCCCAACGCAAUGCCACCCUUGCAUACGAGUCAGCCAUGGCCGUAUCCUAUUUGACCGGGGCCUUGUUUUACGUUAGCCGAAUCCCAGAGAGGUGGAAGCCGGGGUGGUUCGAUUUGGCAGGGCAUAGCCAUCAAAUAUUUCAUGUUUUGGUGGUCAUGGGUGCAUUAGCACACUACGGUGCCUCGCUUCUAAUACUGGAUUCGCAAGACACUAUCACUUGUGGAUAAAGAUUAAUAAUAUAUAUGUAGCAUCUCAUGAUGUUUUGCAUGUGUUGUUAUAUAUAUGUAGUAGUAUCAUGCCUAAUUGAUUCAUAUAUAUAGAAACAUAGGGACAUUAUUGUUGUGCACGUUGAAGUACUGAAUUAGGUGCUGCAUGUUGUACGUAUAAGAUCAGACUACAUCAUCCAAGAAAAAGGAAAACACAGAUCAAAAGGCUAUAUAGAGUUCACAUGCACAAGGAUCAGCUGAUUCAGACUCAUGCCAUUUUCGAUCUUUGAUUAUUAUUGCAACUAGCUUGUGUGUGUGUGUGUGUGUGUGUGUAUCAUCCAAUUGUAAGUGAGCUUGUUCAUUAUACAUAUAAUGAAGUUAUGGUGUGACUAAAUCUCUUGUU